Molecule: messenger RNA, 2626 nt
Organism: Marchantia polymorpha subsp. ruderalis
Lineage: Eukaryota; Viridiplantae; Streptophyta; Marchantiopsida; Marchantiales; Marchantiaceae
Source: the annotation of a GenBank genome assembly
UUCAAACCCUGCAAAGAGUGCUCGGUCUGGAGAAGUCCAACCUUGUUAGAUCCGUAAUGGUAGAUUACGAAAGUCUACGUCUAAUGACGCUUGUCCACCACCACCAGUUCCGACUGGGGCCCUGGUUCCCAAGUCCUCUGCCACCAGCUCCCAGCUAUGUCCUGGCCCUCAUGAAUCGUCCAGUCGAGAAUCUGGUUAGCUGGAUCUCCGCAGCGCCGUUGAGCAGUUAUAGUGUUGGCCAACAACAUCGCCUUGACACUUGAAUUAUCCAGCAUCUGGGAAGGUCCUGCAGAUUUCUGGAGCAGAUGGCUGGUUUGUUCUUUUGCCACAAUGUAGCUUUGAACCUUUCGUCAAGAUGUACAGUUUGAAGAGUGGGCGUCAGACAAACAUUCGAAGCUGGAUUUGAAACGUGGUAGUGACGGGUGCGUGCUGCUUCUAAUGUUAUUUUAUGACUGGAAGGAGUGGAAUUUUCUGAUUUGGGCAGGAUAUAACGUGUUCGAAUUCUUUCUUACCCGUGGAGGCUUGCAGUGUGCCGGAAAUCUGAUGAACAGUCGUACCUGGAGUCCAAGGCAAUGAGAAUGCGUUUCGGAGGGUAUUGUAUUGUGGAAAGUACAGCUGACGGGGAGUCACACCAUGGAAGAGUCCACGGGUUUGGGCAGCCUAAGGGCGAAGUACAUUAGAACUUCUGUUAUAGAGACGAUUACAAUCGGAUUGGUCGGAAUGGAAGAUUGUGCAUGUACCAAAAGAAGGCAAGAAGUCUGGUCUUGAGAGCACGAGCCGAAGGGUAUUAUGGAUCAAAGGAAGGAGAAGAGUCUUGUUUUAGGAGACCGAACGGAGAGAAUGAAGAACACAUCUUCCGGCGGUUUUCUUCAUGACUUCAACGUGAUUAGUCUGUUACCUUCAUAUGAGACGAAUUCUUUCGCACUUGAUUGUUCUUCAAGUGGGCGUGUUGGUAGUCCUCCCGAUACUUUUCACAGGGGAUUACCGAAGCUUCAUGUUGCAGGUUUGGCCGAGCAGUCUGCAGUGGCAGAACAUUUGAUUCCUGGAUUCGAUGCCAGUGUCGGGCGAGUGGCCCUUGGAAGUUCUCAGUUGUUUUUGAAAAAUGAGAAGGCUAGAGUUCGCAACAGCUUCAGCAGUAUCAAUGGGGAGAAAUACUUAGAUUCGAUGGUAACAUCGGGUCGAGUCGCCUAUCGGUCUGACGCCAAGCCCACAUCUGACAUUCCACUCUCUUCGACAUCGGGAAGAGUAGAUGGAGGCUUCUGGAGAGAGAGGGGGAGGGGAGUUAUAUCUUCCUUCUUUUGUCAACCACUUGGCGUGUUGUAUUCUACAGAUAACGAAGAUGGAAUUCAAAAUUUGUGGGAGCUCCCUCAAGGACAAAUGCUGGAGGAAUGUAUUAGUAUUGAUCAAAAUCACUCAGUUUUGACGGGGUUCGAGAAAGGCAAACAAAUCGAUGAGAGAUCUAUUCGAUUAUCCACAUCCCAUAAGCUGGGUGUUAAGCAUCUGCUAGCAACUCAAUACGCCACUGACUUGAAAGGAGAUUCGUUUGGUGCAACCUCUUGCACAAACUUCAACGUCAACACAUCUCACAGUUUCCUUCCAGAUUCGACAUUGUCUACAAGCUUGCAUACAAAUUCUUCCGGAGAUUGCAGCUUUGAAGUGGAGUUCCAAAGGGAGAGGAAAAGAGGCAAUCAAGAGGUCCUGGAGAGUUUUAUGGUAAACCCGAGAACAGGAGACAGACUUCUCAAGUUUCAGUCUAAGAAUAUACUGAAAGGAGGGGUUGUGUUUAUGAAUUCGGUUAUAUCAAAUUUGAGGGAUCAACACGCGCUGAGAUUCUCGGCAACAACUCCGCUACGAAAAACAUGCUCUGUCACUAACAGUUUCUUCACAGACUUGCGUGGAAACCAGAAGAUAUGUAUGAAUGCCCUUAAGAAGAUCCAAGAUCACUUCACGCUAGUUGGUUCCUUCGCCACAAAUUUGAAGCAGGAGGAAUGUGUAAGUCUUGAAGCCAGACACGAGCUGGAUGGUCUGAGAAAUAUGGUCGUUAAGCUCUCUAAAGAAGUUGGAGGUCCCACUUAUCUGGACGUUACCUCGUCACUGUUUUCGCAGAAAGACUUCUGGCUUUGGGCUUAUAGGAACUCAUCGAUGGAAGGUCAAUCUCUGGCAGUGGAAUGGAGACGCGAAGUUUCCUCUGAACACUUCCUUUCAGUUAGAGCUUCGGUUGCCGAGGAUUGGAUUUGUAGAAUAUCGACAGAAAUCUGCCUUCCCUGCUAGUGUUUGACAACUUGUAGUUUGAUAACUUGGAUUCAAAAUCGCUUGGAAAUAUGCUUGGAGAUGUCCAUUUUGUGUACACUAUGAACAAAAGUAAAUCUUGUACAUACUCGUGCUAGUGAAGUGAUUAAUUUCAUGAGCCUCGCAAUAAGGUAAUUCAUUUUGUUUCGAUUGUUGUUGUUUUUAUCCUGAAGAUCAGUGUCUGCAGUCGAACAACUUCUAAACGUGCUGACGUAAUUUGGUAAUGGAAAGACCUAGUGAAACAAGACAACUUCGCUGUUCAAGGUUAGCUUGAUCGAGCUUUCACUCUGUUAAUUAUUUGCCAACAACAGAAGCUAUCAUGUGCAUGUCGACAAUC